This is a messenger RNA of Pseudozyma flocculosa PF-1, 237 nucleotides long. RefSeq lists its product as uncharacterized. Bases 1 to 237 code for a protein of 78 amino acids. The record is from RefSeq and is a predicted model, not a curated record. NCBI's taxonomy places the organism in Eukaryota, Fungi, Basidiomycota, Ustilaginomycetes, Ustilaginales, Ustilaginaceae. The transcript is spliced from 2 exons.
AUGCCGACGGACCCGCACGAACUGUCCGAGGGCGACAAGGUUUCGUGGAAGUGGGGGCAGGGCCACCCAAAGGGCGAGGUCAAGGACGUCGUCGACGGCAAGGCAGAGGUCAAGACCAAGCGCGGCAACACCGUCACCAAGAACGGUGACGACGAGGACCCCGCCGUCGUCAUCCAUACCGAGAGCGGCAGCGAUGCCAUCAAAAAGGCCAGCGAACUGGAUGGCGUCAAGCCCUAG